CCUGACGAGUUCAUUAAAGUGACAGUUCCCGGGCGAGGUCAAGCGGCGGCCAACUCGGAGAUCUCGUCAUGGGCGUCUGAUCGACGAGAGAAAUUCACCCACCGUCAUUGACCCCCAGCCUCGCGCCCUCACAAUGCCACCAGCACGCACGCAGAAGCAGAACCGUUACGCGCACGCAUCGUCAUCCAAACCUAAGCCGAACCACCCAAAGCCGAGGCGGAGGCAUGCAAACGGGGAUGCGAGCACCCAGGCCGCCCCUGGCAUGCAGAAGGCCAAGGCUGCGCUGAGACAGACCAGGAGGUUGUUGGCCAAAGACAACCUAGCUGCAGACGUCCGAGUAGAGACGGAGCGGCGGCUCAGGGCCCAGGAGGCGGACCUGGCAAAGGCCGAGCGGGCGCGGAAAGAGAGAGCGUUGGCACAGCGGUACCACAAGGUCAAGUUCUUUGAGCGACGAAAGGUCACGCGGAAACUGGACCAGACAAAGCGCGAACUCGAGGCAUGCACGGACAGCAAGGAGAAGAAGAAGCUGGAAGAGGCUCUCGCUGAGCUCCGAGUCGACUUGAACUACAUUCUUCACUACCCAAAACUGGAUAAAUACAUCUCGCUCUUCCCGCCAGAAGCCCGGAAAAAGUCUGGCGACGUCAAGGGCAAGGAGAAGGCAUCGGAGGGGCAGGUCGAAGAGCAAGCGGAGGAGAAGGCCGCGACAGACCUUCGGCGUGAGGAGAUACGCAGUCAGGUACGCGAGGCCAUGGAAAAAGGCGAGUUGAGUGCGGAACCGGAAGUCGAGGGUCGCAAGACUGCGAGGAGAGGUACAGUGGGUGUGCAAGAUGCCGAAAUUGGGCAAAGCAGGAAGAAAGGGGUGGAGGAGACGAGAAAUAGUGGUCAGAAGAUUAACGAGGACGACUUCUUUGACAACGACGGAGAAGAGAGCGGAGGUUCGGGGGAAGAGAAUGAGGACGAGGACGAGGACUGAGUUCUCAUACGCCGAGAUUGUCGACUGUGGCUAUUCGUCGCAUUUUCCUGCUCCUGCGCCAUGUUCUAUCGCGAAGUUGCAUGUGGGCGCUUGAGACGAUGUGGUCGCGGUCCUGAAUAUGCGAAAUUUUACAUAUCCUUCGAGGACGGGCAAAGCCCACCGUAUAGCAUGGCAUUCACGAGACAUGUGGUAGUCAUCUGAUCAAUUAUACGCAAGAUGCAUUGCUGCU
Phanerochaete carnosa HHB-10118-sp is the source of this 1202-nucleotide messenger RNA. RefSeq lists its product as uncharacterized. The coding region runs from base 134 to 973 and encodes 279 amino acids. The transcript is spliced from 4 exons. Gene Ontology annotation, cellular component: nucleolus; preribosome, small subunit precursor. The record is from RefSeq and is a predicted model, not a curated record. NCBI's taxonomy places the organism in Eukaryota, Fungi, Basidiomycota, Agaricomycetes, Polyporales, Phanerochaetaceae. Gene Ontology annotation, biological process: maturation of SSU-rRNA from tricistronic rRNA transcript (SSU-rRNA, 5.8S rRNA, LSU-rRNA).